Prorocentrum cordatum is the source of this 615-nucleotide messenger RNA. NCBI's taxonomy places the organism in Eukaryota, Dinophyceae, Prorocentrales, Prorocentraceae. The record is from the annotation of a GenBank genome assembly.
AUGUUGGCGCUGUGCGACGCGGGCCAAGCGUUUGCGCGAUCCUUGCGGCGAUUGGGCGGCGGCGAGGGCGACUGGGAGGUGCGGCAGAAGGCCGUCGAGAGGUUCGACGCUCUCAGGCAUGCCAGCCUCGGCGCACACGAGGCCUGGAAGGCUCUGGCGGCCACUCUCGAGACCGAGCGUGGGGCCCUCGAGGCGCGCAGCGCCCUCGAGGAGGCCGCGCGCGCGCGUGGGGAUGCCCUUGGGGAAGUGGCCCUCCGCACUCGGGCGCGCGAGGCCCGGGAGGCGGCAGUGGCGGAGGCGGAGGCCUUCCUGCGCUCCGCCGAGGAGUCCGAGGAGCGCCGCGCUCGCCUGCGGGACCAGCUGAAGGCUGCCUUCGGCGCGGCAUACCUGGAGGUGCUGAGGCUGCGGGCCGAGGAGGAGGCCGCCGCGUCCAGCCUCGCCUCCCUGCGCGAGUGGUGCGGGGCCGCCGAGGGCGAGGCUUUCGAGGAGGCGCGGGCUCGAGCCGCCUCGCAGGCGCACGGGGCCGCCGAGGCGCUCAGGGCGGAGCGGCGCAGCCCCGGGAGGGCGGAGGAGGCCUGCAGGGCCCGGAAGCGGCCACGCACCUCCCCGCCAUGA